Molecule: messenger RNA, 2524 nt
Organism: Syngnathoides biaculeatus (alligator pipefish)
Lineage: Eukaryota; Metazoa; Chordata; Actinopteri; Syngnathiformes; Syngnathidae
Product: transmembrane prolyl 4-hydroxylase-like
Exons: 9
Coding region: 287-1819 (510 amino acids)
Biological process (GO): peptidyl-proline hydroxylation to 4-hydroxy-L-proline
Cellular component (GO): endoplasmic reticulum
Molecular function (GO): L-ascorbic acid binding; iron ion binding; procollagen-proline 4-dioxygenase activity
Source: RefSeq, a predicted model, not a curated record
UCCAACCGGAAGUUGAAAAUAUGAUCGUCCUGUUAGGUUGCUAAGACCCGCUGCAAGCUAAUUGGCGGGUGCUGGGUUCGGGGAUUUAGUGCAUAAUGUCAUAGUCAAUAACGCCAGAAUAUGAUCGUUUUCAUAUUUGCGGUUUUGCUAGGAACAGCCUCUUUCAGUUGAGCAAAACUGUGGUUGAAGUCAUGAUUUUUUUAUGGCAACUUACAGGCAGAGAGAGCUCAGCAUCCGGCUAAUGUUAUCAGGCAGAUAUAAGUAACUCAGAUUAACAUUGAACUGGAUGGAAGGACAUAUGGAGAACAUUCAGGAAAAUCUACGGCAUGAGGAGGACUCGGGUGUCGGCGGAAUGGCAUCGCCGUCGCCCGACAAGCUUCGCAUACGCUCCACUCGACUGCCGGUCCAGAGGAGCAGCAUCUGCUCUCGGGCUUACUUCGUCGUGGUGAUGGUCUUCUUCCACGUCUACAUCCUGAAUGUGAUCGCCCUAUUGCUGUACGUGCAUUACAGUAAUGGCCACGGGGAUCUUGUCAGUGAUGACCGGCAUUCUUCUCCAUCUGUCGGCGACGCGGAAAGCCCUUCCACCCAUCCCACUGCGCCUCCCGAGAGAGAUCCCCGUAUAGCGGAUCAAAGUCAUAGAUUUAGACUUCCGCGAAUUGAGGGGAUCAGGGUGGGACAUGUUCAGCCAGUGUCUCUUGUAUCGGACAGAAUGCACAAGAUGACGACGCUCAGCCUGAAGCCUCUCUUAUUCGAGAUCCCUGGCUUCCUGUCAGAAGAGGAGUGCCGAGUGCUGGUGCAGUUGGCUCAGCUCAAGGGUUUGACGGAAAGCCAGAUGACAGCAGCCGGCAGGGGGCAAGAAGAGUCAAACCAGCCACUGCUAUCUCUUAGCACCGAGGAAGUCUUCAGUCUGUUGGAUCUCAAUCAGGACGGGUUGCUGCAGAAACAAGAGAUUGUGAGUCACUCGCGCUCUCGAGAUGGGACUUGGUUGAGCCCUGAGAACCUGCGACAGAUACUCGCUGGUCUGGAAGCCUGCUCAACAGGAAUGCUCAGCUUGGAGGAGUUUAAGGGUGUUUACGACAUAUCCCAAAACCCGGGACAGGAGCAGAGUGGGAAGCUCCGGAGUGAGUUCAAGCAGAGAAGCAAAUAUACGGUACUUCAUCAAGGGCCCGGAUCCCACCAUGUGCUGCAGGCACUGAGGAGGAGAGUAAUCAUCCUCACCCGCCUGCCGACCGCGCUGGUCGACAUGAGCGAGCUGCUGCGAGUGUUUCGGUUUGAGCUCGGAGACUUCAGCGACGCCCAUCACGACAGCAGCCCUCCCCACGUAGAGACCGCCUGCUCGCACACACGGCUGGCGGCGAUAGCCUCUGACCUUACUGAGGUCUCCUGCAGGUAUCUUACUGUGUUGAUCUACCUCAACCCCGUCGAGGAGGGCGGGGAGACUACGUUUCCUGUGGCCGACAACCGUACCUAUGAUGAACUGGCACUGGUCCAAGAUGGAGUUGAUUUAACAGACACCCGGAAGACAUGUGGUCAAGGGAACCUGAGAAUAAAACCCACUGUGGGGACAGCACUGCUCUUGUACAACCAUCUUUCUGAUGGCCAAGGUUGGAUGGGCGAGCUGGAUGAGUAUUCACUGCACGGGGACUGCCCGGUGAAACGCGGCCUGAAGUGGGUCGCCAACAGUUGGAUAAAUGUGGAUCCAGACCACCAGCGGCAGGCCCGUUACCAGAGACUAGUUGCCGACGGGCAUCGAGCGAAGUCAGGCGUGGAGGAACAUUCCCAAACGCUUUCGCACAUUAACCUCCAUCAGGAUCUCUAGCCAAGCCCUUCUUACUUACUCAUCAUGUGCACCCCUUGACAGAUGUUUAGCUCAGUCUUGUAUACAUUUAUAUGAAAAUCGUUCACUGUUGCACAAUUUGCCCAAUCAUGUAUCAUGAUGUUUUUUAAGAAAAGAUCAGCAUUACAAUAGAGCUCAACUGGGUUGAUGCAUUUAGAUUCAAUAGAUGCAAAAAAUACAUUUGAAAUUAAUCAUGCCUUAAAUUAAAUAUCACAAAGGAACAAAAUGUUUGAAAUGAAGGUAACUUGAACCUUCACUUCACCACUUCUAAAGCUAUAUCUUAGAAUGUUUCAGCAUUUUUUUUUGCCAUUUUAUGGGAUCUAAUUGUGAAUCUUAGAGUGAGCUCUAAACGAUUUUUUCCCAACUGCUUUACAAUAGUUAUAGAUGCUCUUCACUUUGUCACAUUCCAGUCAUUCAAUAAUUUAAUUUGUAUAUUUAAUGAUACUUGUAUAUUUAAUUAUUUAUUACCUUUUUGACAAGUGACAUUAUUGGAAUACAUAUUUAUUGGCGUUGCACUGAGUGUUGUUUUAUGAAAUGAAGUGUAUGAAAACGUUCAAAUGUUGUCCUCGUUUUCAUUUUCACGCGAUCCCAGUAGUUCACGCUUUGUCCACCAGAUGUCAGCUGUAGCACAUGAGCCGGUUGGCAGGAUCGUGCGUGUGAAAAAUGUGACAGACCAUUAAAAAUACU